AUGUUGAGAGUGUCCCAAUUUUGGGGAUCUAUAAGCCCGUUUCGGAGCUGCCCGAGAAUUCUUCGAUAUGCCUCUACAGCUCCGAACGGUGCAGAAUUCUUGGCUGACAACGAGCGGCCAAUCGACACAAGUUUAUUGUUUCGAGAGAAAACAAAAUUUCAGCUAAAAAAAUACAAACCCAUCUCCCCUGGUCUACGACAUUUGCAGCGUCCCAUUACGGAGAAUUUAUGGAAGAAAGGUCCUUACCGUCCAUUGACAGAAGCCAAGCGCAAAACGGGAGGUAGAAACGAUAGCGGUCGAAUUACUGUGCGACACAUUGGCGGUGGACACAAGCAAAGAAUUCGACUUGUUGACUUCAAACGGGUUUCUCCUGGACCGUGUAAGGUAUUACGGAUUGAGUACGAUCCUGGUAGGAGUGGACAUAUCGCCUUGAUUGAAAGUUUGGACGAAGAAAAGCGGAAAAGUUACAUUUUAGCUUGUGAUGGCCUUCAAGCUGGUGACACCGUAGAAAGCUUCCGCAAUUUAAUGGCGCUGGAUAAGGACGGAAAGCUUCCGGUAUUGAAUUCUACUCUAGCUACUGAAUUAGAGGACGGAACGUUUGCUUCUCGUAACCUUAAACCAGGAAAUUGUUUUCCUUUGCGUCUAAUUCCAGUUGGUACUAUAAUUCACGCUAUUGGCGUUCAACCUGGCCAAAAAGCAAAGUUGUGCAGAUCUGCUGGUUCAAGUGCUCGACUCAUUGCGUUCAAUGACAAAAAGUAUGCAAUUGUGAGAUUACAAAGUGGUGAAGAACGGAGGAUUUUAGCCACUUCUUUUGCUACAAUUGGAACAGUCAGUAACAUUUACUGGCAACACAGACAACUAGGAAAGGCAGGACGUUCCCGUUGGCUUGGUAUCCGUCCUACGGUGCGUGGUACAGCCAUGAACGCUUGCGAUCACCCUCACGGAGGUGGUGGAGGUAAAAAUAUCGGUAACAAGCCAUCUCAAUCACCUACUGGUGUUUUGGCUAAGGGAGGCUACAAGACUCGUAAGGGCAAAAAUGUGAAUAAGCUUCUUGUUCGCAGCCGCCCUCGUGGUAAAGAUAAACGCUAG
Molecule: messenger RNA, 1089 nt
Organism: Schizosaccharomyces osmophilus
Lineage: Eukaryota; Fungi; Ascomycota; Schizosaccharomycetes; Schizosaccharomycetales; Schizosaccharomycetaceae
Gene: rml2
Product: mitochondrial ribosomal protein subunit L2
Exons: 2
Coding region: 1-1089 (362 amino acids)
Biological process (GO): cytoplasmic translation
Cellular component (GO): large ribosomal subunit; ribosome
Molecular function (GO): transferase activity; structural constituent of ribosome; RNA binding
Source: RefSeq, a predicted model, not a curated record